AUGAAGAGAAGCACCCUCCUCAUCCUUUCCAUCACAGGGGUCUACAGUGCCAUUCUCCACACAGCAGCAUGGUCUGUGAAUAACUUUCUGAUGACAGGACCUAAGGCUUACCUGACGUACUCCAGCAGUGUGGCGGCCGGGGCACACAGUGGGAUGGAGGAGUGCAAGUUCCAGUUCGGGUGGGAGCGCUGGAACUGCCCCGAGAGCGCCCUGCAGCUCUCCACCCACAACCGGCUCCGCAGCGCUACCCGGGAAACCUCCUUCAUGCAUGCCAUCAGCUCAGCCGGGGUCAUGUACACCCUCACCAGGAACUGCAGCCUGGGAGACUUCGAGAGCUGCGGCUGUGAUGACUCCAGGAACGGCCGCGUCGGUGGCCGAGGCUGGGUCUGGGGAGGAUGCAGUGACAAUGUGGAGUUUGGGGAGAAGGUUUCCAAGCUCUUCGUGGAUGCCUUGGAAACAGGGCAUGAUACCCGUGCGCUGAUUAACCUGCACAACAACGAAGUGGGGAGACUUGCAGUGAAAGACACAAUGAAGAGAGCCUGCAAGUGCCAUGGGGUGUCAGGCAGCUGCAGCAUCCAGACCUGCUGGCUGCAGCUCGCCGAGUUCCGCGAGAUUGGCAACUACCUGAAGAUCAAAUACGACCAAGCCCACAAGCUGGAAAUGGACAAGAGGCGCGUGAGAGCCGGCAACAGCGCUGACAGCCGCGGCGCCACGGCAGAGACCUUCCACCACAUCCAUGCCACGGAGCUCAUCUUCCUGGAGGACUCCCCCGACUACUGCACGAGGAACGCCAGCCUGGGCCACCACGGCACCGAGGGCCGCGAGUGCCUACAGACUGGCAAGAACCUCUCACAGUGGGAGAAGAAGAGCUGCCGGCGGCUCUGCACCGAGUGCGGCCUGCGAGUGGAGGAGCGGAGGACGGAGGUGGUGGCCAGCUGCAACUGCAAGUUCCACUGGUGCUGCACGGUGCGCUGCGAGCAGUGCCGGACGCUGGUGGCCAAGCACUUCUGCACCCGCCGUGACUCUGCUGCCCCCAACCACAUCAGGCAGAGGAACAGGGGGCACAGGAGAUAG
Molecule: messenger RNA, 1074 nt
Organism: Poecile atricapillus (Black-capped chickadee)
Lineage: Eukaryota; Metazoa; Chordata; Aves; Passeriformes; Paridae
Gene: WNT8A
Product: Wnt family member 8A
Exons: 6
Coding region: 1-1074 (357 amino acids)
Biological process (GO): multicellular organism development; canonical Wnt signaling pathway; cell fate commitment
Cellular component (GO): extracellular region
Molecular function (GO): frizzled binding; cytokine activity
Source: RefSeq, a predicted model, not a curated record